Molecule: messenger RNA, 1411 nt
Organism: Thalassophryne amazonica
Lineage: Eukaryota; Metazoa; Chordata; Actinopteri; Batrachoidiformes; Batrachoididae
Gene: cmpk1
Product: cytidylate kinase
Exons: 6
Coding region: 118-765 (215 amino acids)
Biological process (GO): CDP biosynthetic process; UDP biosynthetic process; 'de novo' pyrimidine nucleobase biosynthetic process
Cellular component (GO): nucleus; cytoplasm
Molecular function (GO): UMP kinase activity; ATP binding
Source: RefSeq, a predicted model, not a curated record
UUGAGGGCCAUAGCGGAAGUUGGUCUGACACGCAUUCAGUCAUCUCUCCGCUCGUCGGUGACCGGCUGGCUGUGAUUCACCCCUUCGGUCGGCGGUGUCGGGUGGUUUUCGUGGUGUAUGCUGUUCCGGUUGUUCGGGAAGAGUUUUCAGAAGUUGUCCAGCCUGUGUUCGGUGAUGAAGCCGCAGGUUGUGUUCGUGCUGGGCGGGCCUGGCGCCGGCAAAGGGACCCAGUGCACUAAAAUCAUCGAGAGUUACAGCUACACCCAUUUGUCAGCUGGGGAUUUACUGAGAGCAGAACGAGCCAGAGAGGGGUCAGAGUACGGACAGCUCAUUGCCAGCUACAUCAAGGAGGGCAAAAUUGUCCCCGUAGAGAUCACCGUCAGCUUACUUCGCAUGGCCAUGGAAGAGACCAUGAAGCUAGAUGAGAAGAUGUUCCGUUUCCUCAUAGAUGGUUUCCCCCGCAAUGAAGACAACCUUCAGGGGUGGAACAGAGUCAUGGAUGGGAAAGCAGAUGUCAAAUUUGUGCUUUUCUUUGAUUGUGAAAAUGAGGUUUGCAUCGAAAGAUGUUUAGAAAGAGGAAAGGACAGUGGACGCACCGAUGACAAUAAAGAAAGCUUGCAGAAAAGAAUCCAAACUUACCUACGGUCUACACGGCCAAUUAUUGAACAGUAUGAGAAAGAGGGCAAAGUGCGUACUAUAGAUGCCUCUCGUACUGUGGAUGAGGUAUUUGCUGACGUGAAGGCUAUCCUGGAUAAGGAAGGAUGACUUUCCCUGGCUGCUGACAGCAUUCUCUUUUAGCUUCCUUUUUAUCACCAGCGUUUACAUUGUAAUAAAUUGAUGUCUGUUCAUAUGGUGUUUUACUUUUCCAUGUUUUGUAAAUGCAUUAUUUGUUUGAGAGUGUGUGUCCUAUGAUGUUUUAUGAAUGCUCAGUAGAACGGCUCACAGCUCAUCAGUGCUGUCAGUAUAAGACCAGUAAAUACAAAUGUAGGUGUUUAGUACUGUCAGUAAAUCAUAGCAGUCAUGCAGGAAUACCACAAAGUUAUAUAUCACAAGUAUUUACAGAAUAUGUUGUGAGACGAAGUGGUCAUGUGGCUGAGCUUUUCCUUCACUUGGGUUCCAUGUCAGACUUUGACAGAACAGCCAGCAGACACUGGCAAAUAAAAUGCAGAAAAUGUCUCACGUGUUUGUGUUUGUACCUCACACCUCCUUCCAGUCCACCUUUGGUUUGCACUGUGUGGACAGUAAGGUUUCACAACUAAUAACAAUGAGCAGCAGUGGGGGAAUGAACCUAUGUUCCCAGAGUCCAGGAUCUCCAGUUGUCCUGUUAACACACAUUAAUCUUCCUGUUACAUUCUGGUCAGGACACAUUUCAAGUUUUCCAUCCAUUUUCUAUACCUGCUUACUCCAAUUA